UUUCCAUCUCUCUGAUUAGGGUUUCUUUGUUUUUGAAUUAAAAGUUGUUCAAGUUUCACUUUUGAAGGAAAAGAUUGUGCGAGUUUAGUACGAUCUACUACUCCGGCUGUUAUUUUAACGUAAAUGACAACAAGUUUUCGUAGAGUUCUUGCGACUCGACAACAAGUGCUAACCUCGCUGGCUUUGGAGGCCCUGCGGCCACUAAUCACCGACACAACCUCCUCACCGUCACCAGAAUCAGCCGCUGGUCUUGUUGUCGCAAAGUUCUAUAAGAGAGGUAUCCUUGACCAAAAGUAGCAAUGGCUUCAAACAAUGUCCCCUUGGAGAUCUGCAUGAUUCCACAAGAAUCGGUUCAAAACAAGCCAAAACGAAAGGUUGGAGGUUGGGGUCCAGCAUUUCUUCUUCUCGCAAAUCAAGCCCUCGCAACAUUUGCUUUCUUUGGUGUUGGCGUCAACUUGGUGUUGUUCUUGACCCGGGUCAUGGAUCAAGGCAACGCUGAUGCCGCCAAUACUGUCAGCAAAUGGACUGGCACCGUCUAUCUAUGCUCCCUUCUCGGAGCUUUCCUUAGCGAUUCUUACUGGGGUCGUUAUCUCACUUGCAUGAUCUUUCAAGUUAUCUUAGUCCUGGGAUUGAUGCUAUUAUCACUAACUUCUUGGCUAUUUCUGGUAAAACCUGCUGGGUGUGGAGAUGGAGAAAAACAUUGUAUUCCAACAUCAUCAAAGGGAACAAUGAUGUUUUAUUUAUCAAUCUACAUGGUUGCAUUAGGCUACGGCGGUCACCAGCCAACGUUGGCAACUCUUGGUGUAGACCAAUUUGAUGAGUCCAACAAAAAAUAUAUCGAAAAAGGCGCCAAGGGGGCUUUCUUUGCCUACUUCUAUGCUGCACUCAACAUCGGAUCUUUGUUCUCGAACACCAUUCUCGUGUACUAUGAAGAUAUUGGUCAUUGGACAAUAGGGUUUUGGGUGUCUAUGGGGGCCGCAAUUAUAGGUUUGUUAUCUUAUUUGUGUGGUUCGUUUCAUUAUCGGCAUGUUAAGGCGUCUGGAAACCCUCUGCCACGCGUUGCUCAAGUAUUUGUCGCAGCGUGUCGGAAAUGUAAAGUUCGUGUUGAUGAUGAGAAGCAGUUGUAUGAAGUUGAAGGCUCGCAUUCGGCUAUAAAAGGAAGUCGAAAGAUUCUUCAUAGCGAGGAGUUCAAGUGUCUAGAUAAGGCGGCGGUAGUGACGAACAACGAUUUAUCAGGCCCGCAUAACCACUGGAGACUAUGCACAGUAACACAAGUAGAAGAAGCAAAAUGCGUCAUAAGAAUGCUCCCAAUCUGGCUCUGCACGAUCAUAUACUCCGUCAUAUUCACUCAAAUGGCAUCACUAUUCGUCGAACAAGGCGCAGUCAUGAAUUCCCACAUUGGAAACUUCAGGUUACCAGCUGCCAGCAUGUCGGUGUUUGACAUCUUCAGCGUCCUAAUCUGCACCCUCAUCUACCAGAAAGUGUUAAUCCCGUUAGCUGGACGGGUAAGCGGAAACCCUAAAGGGAUAACCGAGCUUCAACGAAUGGGAGUUGGUCUGAUCAUUGGACUUUUCGCAAUGGUUGCGGCUGGAGUCACUGAGGUCGAGAGGCUAAAACGAUCAAUUCCUGGAGAACAUACGAGCACGUUGAGUAUAUUCUGGCAAGUCCCACAAUAUGUGUUGGUUGGUGCGUCUGAGGUUUUUAUGUAUGUUGGACAGUUGGAGUUUUUUAACGGUCAGGCGCCUGAUGGGAUCAAGAGUUUUGGAAGCUCGUUGUGCAUGGCGUCGAUAUCACUUGGAAAUUAUGUAAGUAGCCUUUUGGUUCAUAUGGUGAUGACUAUCACGGCUAGAGGAGAUGAAGACGGGUGGAUACCGGAGAAUUUAAACGAUGGUCAUAUGGAUAGGUUUUAUUUCUUGAUUGCGAUUUUGACCGUGUUUGACCUUGUGAUCUAUGUUUAUUGCGCUAAGAAGUAUAAGUGCAUUAGCGUUGAGGGAAGUGAUAAUGAGCCGAAGAAGGAGGAGAUCUAGUUCGUGAAGCGGUUUGGAAUUCAGCGUUAUAGGGUUUAAGGU
Messenger RNA from Helianthus annuus (common sunflower), 2069 nucleotides. RefSeq names its product protein NRT1/ PTR FAMILY 7.1. Gene Ontology annotation, biological process: transmembrane transport. Lineage: Eukaryota; Viridiplantae; Streptophyta; Magnoliopsida; Asterales; Asteraceae. Gene Ontology annotation, cellular component: membrane. The coding region runs from base 300 to 2027 and encodes 575 amino acids. Gene Ontology annotation, molecular function: transmembrane transporter activity. The transcript has 6 exons. The record is from RefSeq and is a predicted model, not a curated record.